AUGCUUCGAUACCUUCGAAUUUCUGCAGUACGUAGUAUUAGGAGAAUGUCGAGUGAAGCUGCAAACACUGCCCCAAUGGCUUCUGCGGCCGCGGAGAGCAAGUCUACGAAACCAAAAGACUCAAAAAAGAAGUCUAAGAAGCUGGAGCAAUUUUUGUUGAAGACUCCAAAAGGUACCAAGGAUUGGGCCGACAAGGACAUGAUCUUCAGGGAAGCUAUUUUCAACAGUUUGAGCACCUUGUUUCAGAAACACGGAGGUGUGACCAUAGACACGCCAGUGUUUGAGUUGAGAGAGAUUUUGACUGGCAAAUAUGGUGAAGAUUCCAAAUUGAUAUACAACUUGGAAGAUCAAGGAGGAGAAUUAACUUCUCUCAGAUACGACUUGACGGUACCUUUUGCACGUUUUGUUGCAUCGAACAGCAUCAGCAGCAUCAAGAGAUACCACAUUGCCAAGGUAUACAGACGAGACCAACCAGCCAUGACAAAAGGACGGAUGAGAGAGUUCUACCAAUGCGACUUUGAUAUUGCCGGGCAGUACGAUUCCAUGAUUCCUGAUUCAGAGAUUCUUCAGCUUCUUUGCGAAGGGUUGACUGGGCUUGGCAUUCGUGACUUUAAGGUUAAAUUGAACCACAGAAAAAUCUUGGAUGGUAUUUUCCAAGCUUGUGGAGUUCAAGACGAAGAUGUUCGUAAGGUUUCCUCGGCUGUCGACAAGUUGGACAAGUUGCCAUGGCAAGCAGUGAAAGACGAAAUGGUGAAGGAGAAGAACCAGCCCGAGGAAGUGGCAGACCGUAUUGGAGAGUUUGUUAAGCACAACGGUACGGUUAGAGAAGUGUUGGAUAUUUUGCGAAACGACGAGCUUCUCACCGCCAACAAAAGUGCCCAAGAGGGAAUUGCUGACAUGGAAACUUUGGCAGACUAUUUGGAUGCAUUUGAAAUCUCCAGCUUUAUCAGCUUUGAUUUAUCGUUGGCUAGAGGCUUGGACUAUUACACCGGGUUGAUCUACGAAGCUGUUACGGCGGCUUCUGCGCCUCCUACCGACGCUGAAAAGUUGAAACAAAAGGCCCAGAAAGACAAGAAAGAAGUUGAAGAUGCCAGUGAAUACGUUGGUGUUGGUUCUAUUGCCGCUGGUGGUCGCUACGACAAUUUGGUGGGUAUGUUCUCCAACGGUAAAUCGAUACCAUGUGUCGGUAUUUCGUUUGGUGUGGAGCGUCUCUUUUCCAUAAUCAAAGCUCGUGCUCAGAAGCAACUAAACGAAGUCAGUGCGUCCAAAACUCAAGCUUUUGUAAUGGCUUUUGGAGGUGGAGAAGGCUGGAACGGCUACUUGAAGGAGAGAAUGGCCAUAGCACAACGUUUGUGGGCAGCAGGAAUCAAUACUGAAUAUUUGUACAAAGCCAAGGCCAAUAUCCGCAAGCAAUUCGACGCUGCUGAGAAGUCUGGUGCUCAGAUAGGAGUUAUUUUGGGUAAAGAAGAGUACUUGGAAGGCAAGUUGAGAGUAAAGGUUUUGGGACAGGGAGAAGACAGUGAUCAGGGAGAACUUGUAGAUGUUAAAGAUAUUGUGGAAGUUGUGCAGAAGAAGAUUGAAGAGUCAAAGAAAGGAGGUAUGGAUGACAUUACUCGACUCAUACGUAAUUUAUAG
Molecule: messenger RNA, 1635 nt
Organism: Meyerozyma guilliermondii ATCC 6260
Lineage: Eukaryota; Fungi; Ascomycota; Pichiomycetes; Serinales; Debaryomycetaceae
Gene: HTS1
Product: histidine--tRNA ligase
Exons: 1
Coding region: 1-1635 (544 amino acids)
Biological process (GO): histidyl-tRNA aminoacylation; mitochondrial translation
Cellular component (GO): cytoplasm; mitochondrion
Molecular function (GO): ATP binding; histidine-tRNA ligase activity
Source: RefSeq, a predicted model, not a curated record